This is a messenger RNA of Lotus japonicus, 1366 nucleotides long. RefSeq lists its product as uncharacterized. The record is from RefSeq and is a predicted model, not a curated record. Gene Ontology annotation, cellular component: VCP-NPL4-UFD1 AAA ATPase complex. Bases 207 to 1166 code for a protein of 319 amino acids. The transcript has 10 exons. NCBI's taxonomy places the organism in Eukaryota, Viridiplantae, Streptophyta, Magnoliopsida, Fabales, Fabaceae. Gene Ontology annotation, molecular function: polyubiquitin modification-dependent protein binding.
UUACGCACCGAAUGGUAUCUGGGGUUGAGUUGCGUUGUGGAAUCGAUCUAUAUUCUCUUCUUCCUUCUAUUCCUUCCUCUCCAGUUUCACCCACCUACCUACUACUUCUCCAACAACAACAGUUCCCUACCUCUCUUCUCUGAUCGAUCAAGCAUCAGGGAGCUCGGAAUCUUGUGCGUGUGUGUAACAAUCAGAGCUAUAGAAAAAUGUUUUUCGAUGGGUAUGGAUACCAUGGAACAUCAUUUGAGCAGACAUAUCGAUGUUACCCUGCUUCUUUUAUUGAAAAGCCCCAACUUGAAAGUGGUGACAAAAUUAUAAUGCCUCCAUCAGCCCUUGACCGUCUAGCAUCUCUGCAUAUUGAUUAUCCAAUGUUGUUUGAGCUCCGGAAUGAUGAUGCUGAGCGGGUUUCUCACUGUGGGGUCCUGGAGUUCAUUGCAGAGGAAGGCAUGAUAUACAUGCCAUACUGGAUGAUGGAGAACAUGCUUUUACAAGAGGGGGACAUUGUAAGAGUGAAAAAUGUUACACUUCCCAAGGGAAAAUACGUUAAGUUACAGCCCCACACCAAAGAUUUCUUAGAUAUUUCCAAUCCAAAGGCUAUCUUAGAAACCACAUUGAGGAAUUUUUCCUGCUUGACUACUGGUGAUAGCAUUAUGGUGGCUUACAACAACAAGAAAUAUUACAUAGAUAUUAUUGAAACUAAGCCUGCCAAUGCUAUAAGCAUCAUUGAGACUGACUGUGAGGUGGACUUUGCUCCUCCCUUGGAUUAUAAGGAGCCUGAGAAGCCGACUGCUCCACAUUCUGCGGGAAAGGCACCAGCGGCUGCUCAGGAGACCCCUGCUGAAACUGAACCCAAGUUCAACCCAUUUACUGGUGCUGGGAGACGCUUGGAUGGAAAACCUUUGAAGUAUGAGCCACCUCCAGUUUCCUCAUCAGGGACCAAGGACAAGAAACCUGAUGUUCCUAGUGUCAAUUCACAAUCAUCCACAGCUUCAAGUUCACAAAGUAGUGCUAAUCAAACUCAGGGCAAGCUUGUGUUUGGGUCAAAUCCAGCCCGCACCAAAGAUACAGGAAAGGCAAAAGAGGCAGCAAAACCAGAGCCACCAAAAGAGAAAGACGAACCCAAAUUUCAGCCUUUCAGUGGGAAGAAGUAUUCUUUAAGGGGUUGAUUAAUUUAUGAAUGUUUUUUUUAACUUAUUACCAAGUCUACUGCGAAACUUGUAUUUUUUAUUGUAGUAUAAGCAAAAGAUAGACCAGUAGACGCCACAGAAAAUAUCAAAAUACUUAAGUUAUCUUUGAAUUACAUGCGAAUGAAGUUUGUGACAAGGUUUGCAAUCUUGUCCACAAGGGAUCAGCUCUUAAUCGCCAA